Messenger RNA from Coprinopsis cinerea okayama7#130, 945 nucleotides. RefSeq lists its product as hypothetical. Gene Ontology annotation, biological process: lipid storage. Gene Ontology annotation, molecular function: lipase activity. The transcript has 5 exons. Lineage: Eukaryota; Fungi; Basidiomycota; Agaricomycetes; Agaricales; Psathyrellaceae. Gene Ontology annotation, cellular component: lipid droplet. The record is from RefSeq and is a predicted model, not a curated record. The coding region runs from base 1 to 945 and encodes 314 amino acids.
AUGCUCCCACACUUCCUUCGCUCAAUAUCCUCAACUCAAAAACACAAAACAUCUGCUGCACUCAAUGCAGUUUUUGAACACAAUCCACCGUUAGAUACUGCCCAUGCUCACUGGUGGCCACCUAAAAUUCAAAAUACACCACCCAAGUGUGUGCUGCUUUUUGUACCCGGGAAUCCGGGACUCAUAGAAUUCUACACACCAUUCCUCGAAGCUUUGUACAACAGGGACACCAGCGGACGACUCGCCAUCUUAGCUCAUGCCCACAUAGGCCAUACUCCUGGCGUUGGCUCUGCCAAGUCAGACCACGGUCUGACGUCGCAAGUGCAAAGCGCCAUAGAGGCUUUCGACGCACUCCAGUCAGCGUAUCCCGCCGACACCAAGAUUGUAUUGAUUGGACAUAGCGUAGGCUCCUGGAUAUGCUCACAGGUUCUCAAAGCGCGUACAGAAAAUGUACACGCAGUCUUUUUGCUUUUCCCGACGCUCAGCUACAUUGGCGACACCCCAAAUGGCAGAAGGCUUUGGAGAAUUUUCACUCCGACUGGUCGAUGGAUUGUAUCCAAGCUCGGCCAUCUCGCAAGACUGGUACCUGUCCAAGUCCUGGGCCGUCUGUUUCCUGAAUGGCCAAGUAGCCAACUAGAAGUGCUAAAGGACCUCGUCGGGGAUCCUAGGAGCAUCGUGGCCGCUCUUACAAUGGCCAGUGAUGAAAUGCACGCCAUCAAAGAACUAGACGUGGCUCUUUUUGAGUCGUGCAAGGGCAAGCUUCGUUUCUACUACGCCGAGCGUGAUGAUUGGGUUGGGGAAGAACGGGAACGCGUUCUCAAGGUGCUCCACACAUCAGAGUCAGGUAUACCCGUGGAAGUCGUUCACGAUGAACACGGAAUCCCCCAUGCGUUCUGUAUCAUGAACAACUGGCAGUCCAAUGCUCUAAAUGGCUGGAAGGGUUAA